GUGAUGUCUAACGUAUUAUAUUGUGCGCUCAUCACAUAUAAAUAAUUAAUAAUAAUUAUUUGGAAAUGUUAUUAACACAUUAAAAUUUAACUACAUUGCUAUCGUUUUAAGUGCAUAGUGAUGGCUCAACAGAACCAAGUGAACUUGGAUAUUGAAGAUGAAUCCCCAACCGAGGGCACCUCACGUAACAACCCCUUGCAUAGAUUAGACUCCAAUAAUAGACCAGCGCUUUUAAAUAGGAAUAACCUGGGUCUGGGAGAUCGUUUAAAUCAUGUCAUCAGAGAAAUCAGGCCUUUUGUGGAAAAUGCACGAAUGGGCAAUAAUGGGAGACUGUCAUUACCAACAUGGCUACCAAGACAGACACCGGCAACUCAUCAAACCAGUGAAUCCCAGAGACCACAAAGCUCAAUUGCACAUGUUGGCAGUCAGACUUACGGGGUCACUGAUAGGGGAACUCAAUUAAGCCUUAAUAUGUUACAUGAACCUAGCAUGUCUGAUGAAGAGCAUGUAGAUAUCAAUGUGUCAGUGAAUCCAGCCAACAAUAAUAACAUUCAUGAUAAUACUGAUAAUGAAAGUCAAAGUGAUGAUGGUGGUACACAGCAGGUGGUGGAUAUCAGGGCGACCUUAAAUCUGCUCCUCCGCUAUGCUCCAUUCUACGUAAUACUGUUUAUAAAGUUUAUGUACGACAGCAGAGAGGGAUUGUUCACAUUUCUUGUCUUGUUCUGUACAUUUGCUCACUGCAACGGUCUUGUAAGGAGAGAACAUGGCAAGCAGAUGAAUAGAAGUAUACCAGCUUUAUUAUGUGAACUUAUCUUCACAAUCAGUUGCAUAGCUGUGGUUCACUUCUUGUUCGGCCAUGAGAAACUUCUGCCUAACGUGGUGAUGUUCCCAACAUAUACCGACUCCAUUGAUGCUUGGGAAUUAAUCUGGCUGGUUGUGUUGACUGAUCUCAUUGUCAAGAUUAUUACUGUGGAUAUAAAAAUAAUUGUCACAAUGAUGCCCGCGUUCUUGCUCCCGUUUCAGAAAAGGGGUAAGGUGUACCUAUUCACUGAGGCGAUAUCCCAAUUGUACCGUUCUCUGCUCACUACACAACCGUGGAUAUUUUUCCUGAUGCAGUCUUAUGAUGGAUCCGAGAAGAUGGUGGGCAUGUUCCUGACUUCAAUUUAUGUAGUUGCCAAAGUUGUUGAAGUGAUAACUAGAUUGGUUCUCUUCAAAUAUGCAACAUGGACUUUAUUGCAAAGUGUGAAUCUCGGCACGAAACCAACUGGGGAACAACUGUUGUCUGCCGGCGACUCUUGUCCCAUCUGCCAUGAUGACUACACAACUCCGGUGCGGCUCGACUGCAGCCAUAUAUUCUGCGAACUCUGCAUCUCUGCCUGGUUGGACCGCGAGCACACCUGCCCACUCUGCAGGGCGAAGGUCUCAGAGGAACCCACCUGGCGGGACGGUUCCACUGCGUUUAGCUUUCAAUUGUACUAAGUUAAUAUAUAAAUUGAUGAGGUCACAGUGUAGUCUUAAACAGAAACUAUGGAACUUAUAGGCAUAUUCUCGUUGGUCAAUUUGAAGAUAUUGGGAUGCAAUUCGAAGAUAUUGAGGAUGCAAUCCGAAGAUAUUGAGGUUGCAAUCUGAACAUAUUGACGAUGCAAUUCAAAGAUAUUGAGGAUGAAAUCCAAACAUAUUGGGGAUGCAAUUCCAACAUUUGUAGAAUUUUAAUAUACAUGUCUAUGUGCAAAUAAGUCACACUUACGAUGAAUGGCAUGGUGUGAUGGAUAUCACGGAUGUUCAUAUUACGACGUGAUGACUGUUGUGCUGUGCCACUUUCUAUACGGUGGACCGUGAUAUGUUUUUUAAUGGAAUGGUGUACCCGCCUGCGUUAACGGUCUACGUUGGCGGGACCCCAGUUGAGGAUGAUAAUAUGAGGUCCGGUCAGUUAGCUCAUCGUGCCAAUUCAAAAGGAAUUUAUCAUUAUGGUUUUAAGGGGUAACCGCGUGCAGGUCAACCUGACAUGUUAACAAUGGAGUCAACAGUCCACAUUACUAACAAUCCCUUUCCCCCGGCCGUUAUGUUUAUCAUUCCAUUCCAGUCAUGUAAUAACGUUGUGUUGGUGCAUACUAAUAUAUUGUUUGCAUUUAGGCAUGCAUUCCAUCACCUUCAUCCUUCUAUUAGCUCCUUUACACGUACACUCUUUCACGCGCGAAUCGGCUUACACGCAGGAAAGAACGAGCACGUUAUAGUAGUAAUAGUUGUCUACAACAAAAAGAACGAGA
This is a messenger RNA of Achroia grisella, 2267 nucleotides long. RefSeq names its product RING finger and transmembrane domain-containing protein 2. Bases 121 to 1479 code for a protein of 452 amino acids. NCBI's taxonomy places the organism in Eukaryota, Metazoa, Arthropoda, Insecta, Lepidoptera, Pyralidae. Gene Ontology annotation, molecular function: ubiquitin protein ligase activity. The record is from RefSeq and is a predicted model, not a curated record. Gene Ontology annotation, biological process: positive regulation of ERAD pathway. The transcript has 6 exons.